UAGCUGCCGGAGAACAGCACAAGAUCUGCACAGACAAAUGGAUGAAGAAUACAAUUUAGAUUAUAAUUACUCAUAUGAAAACCCUAAUGAAACCAACGUCUGUGAAAUGGGUGACUAUUUCACAUUUAAUAUCUAUCUCACUGCUGUUCUCUACAGUCUGGUAUUUUUUCUCAGUCUGCUAGGAAACACUUUGGUGUUAUGGAUCCUAUUGAAAUAUGAAAACCUUACAUCUUUAACAAACAUCUUCAUCAUGAAUCUCUGUAUCUCUGAUUUAGUCUUCUCCUGCAUGCUGCCUUUUUGGGUAGUGGACCAGUCCUUUGGAUGGAUUUUUGGUGAGUUCCUUUGCAAAGCAUCAAAUACUGUUUUCUCCAUUGGCUACUACAGCGGUGUUUUCUUUUUGACUCUCAUGACUAUCCUGAGGUACUUGUUUGUAGUGAACCCCCUUUCAACUCUGAGAUCCCAGACACGGUGCUGCGGUGUUUUGGUGUCCUUGGCUGUUUGGACUGUUAGCAUACUAAUUGUGGUUCCUGAGGUGAUUCACACCACAGUGCAAGAAGACUCGGAGGAGCACAGGUUCUGUGAUUAUGCCGAUGGGAAUUGGAAAAAGAUAGACAUUUAUGUGAGAAAUGUACUCUUCCUGAUUUCCUUUGGAGUCAUAGUAUUCUGUUACUUCAAGAUACUCAUAAUCCUGCUUAGAGCAAGAUCUCGCAGAAAGCACAGAACUGUGAGACUCAUCCUCAUUAUUGUGGUGGCUUUUUUCCUGUGCUGGGCACCCUACAACAUCCUGAGCUUUCUGACUACUCUUCCAUCACCUACCUGUCAGUAUGCAAAGGACUCCAACCUUGCCUUUCACAUCAGCCGUAAAAUUGCUUUCUCCCACUGCUGCCUCAACCCUGUGCUCUGUGUAUUUGUUGGAGUCAAGUUCAAGAAGCAUUUGGCACGGUUAUGCAGUCUGUGUUUACACUGCAGCAAUGGUCAAGCCUCCAGCCCGAGGACCUGCUAUGAAGGCAAAUUCCAGCAUGAAGGGACAUCCUUCUACUGAAGCAAGACCUAACUAUUAGGACUAAUCCUGAAUGAACUUUCAGAUUUUGCAGGCCAUGGAUAGCCUCUAAUUCUUAGAGGCACUUCCCUGAGAAAAAUACACAAAUUUACUCUU
Molecule: messenger RNA, 1156 nt
Organism: Sturnus vulgaris (Common starling)
Lineage: Eukaryota; Metazoa; Chordata; Aves; Passeriformes; Sturnidae
Gene: XCR1
Product: X-C motif chemokine receptor 1
Biological process (GO): positive regulation of cytosolic calcium ion concentration; G protein-coupled receptor signaling pathway; immune response
Cellular component (GO): external side of plasma membrane; membrane
Molecular function (GO): C-C chemokine receptor activity; C-C chemokine binding
Source: RefSeq, a predicted model, not a curated record